CUAAGUAGUCACGUGAGCAGGUUCACAUCCGCGCGCUUUCGGCCGACUUCUAGAAUCUCUUGCGCUGGACGGAUCAGAUAUCUAGCGUUAUUCUUCUCGUUUUUCACGCCCUCAAGAUUAAAAGAGGACUAAAAACCUCCUUCCUCAACUAUGUCUGACGAGCAGAAGCCGGAGGUAAAACCAGACGUGGCCGUUGGAGGCAGCGAACACAUCAAUCUUAAAGUCACCGGCUCUGAUCGGUCAGUGGUUCAUUUCAAGAUCAAGAAAAACACGCCGCUGAGAAAGCUGAUGACGGCCUACUGUGAGAGACAGGGGUUCCAGGCCGGGACUGUUCGAUUCAUGUUUGAUGGCAACCAGAUCGGAGCCGAACAGACCCCCAUAGAACUAGAAAUGGAGGACGACGACACAAUAGAAGUGUUCCAGCAACAAACUGGUGGCGGUGACCACUAGCUCGCGCCCACCCCCCUCUCUCUUUCUCCAUGCAAUCACGCACGCCUCUCUUCCUACACCACACACUGCAGCAGUAUACACACACCCCCACUGCUCCUUGUCUGUUGGGUUUUUGAGAUCUACUAUAAUAUCCCAACAACCAACCGCCUAACUAAGUCAUAAUCUGUUUCGAAUGUAAUACACAUGAGUUUAAAUUCAGCACUGUUUCUAGUAAUUGCUUGCAUUACUGAGCGACAAAGAAAAAUUUGUGGACACAUUGUCACAAUGAAAGAGUGAAAGGCCUGUAUAGUAUAAUAGUUCUUUUCUCUCGGCGUCUUUGAUGGUACAACUGGGUGGGCUCACUUGUCAGGUGUGUGUGUGGUGCGAGAAUCUUCAAAGUGAGUUGGGAAUGCUACGUGGUCCGGCAAGAAUCAGUUUGCGAGUGACGAAGCUCUUGUGGUCAGUCUUGGCUCGUUUCUUCUUGGGCGGUGCGGGGCCUUCCCGGAGCGUCAGAAAGUAGUGGGCGUAGUACUUGUGCAUCACUCCAAACUGGCCUCUGCCGUGGUAGCGAAUUCUCUUCAAGUAGGAGCCUUUACCAACGAAUGAUUCAACUGGGGAGUGAGGGGAGAGGAAGGAAAGGGGGUUGACACGGUCUGAGAGUGGCAGCUGCCCUCACCAACAUGAAGGUUUAGUGGGUCA
Messenger RNA from Geodia barretti, 1128 nucleotides. Lineage: Eukaryota; Metazoa; Porifera; Demospongiae; Tetractinellida; Geodiidae. The record is from the annotation of a GenBank genome assembly.